Molecule: messenger RNA, 1263 nt
Organism: Aspergillus niger
Lineage: Eukaryota; Fungi; Ascomycota; Eurotiomycetes; Eurotiales; Aspergillaceae
Exons: 4
Coding region: 1-1263 (420 amino acids)
Cellular component (GO): cytoplasm
Molecular function (GO): cysteine synthase activity
Source: RefSeq, a predicted model, not a curated record
AUGGAUGACCGCUCGCAUCUGUAUAUCGGCACUGCCUUCGUCGCUGGUGUCCUUCUCACGCUGGGGUUUAAAGAUCUUGUCUACCCGGAAUUAGAGCGCCGCGUCAAAGACUACUACUACUACCAGGCAAGCUCGCAAGAGAAGACAGCAGCAACCUCUGAAGAUGCCUUGAGCGCCAGACCGGGUCCUCCAGCGAUCGUUGAAGGCAUUGAGGGCUGCAUUGGAAACACACCUUUGUUCCGAAUCAAAUCAUUGUCCGAUGCGACGGGGUGCGAGAUUUUGGGCAAGGCCGAAGUACAUAGUAACGCAAUCCCACCCACCCCUCUGGACUGUCUCUUACAUUCCCCGCAGGCCGAAGAACACGGUAUCCUGAGACCUCAUUCAGGAGACACGAUUUAUGAGGGCACUUCCGGCUCUACGGGGAUCUCCUUGGCUACCUUGGCCCGUGCGAAAGGCUAUCUCGCGCACAUUUGUAUGCCAUCAGACCAAGCGAUUGAGAAAUCCAACCUCCUCCUCAAAUUAGGCGCCAUCGUCGACCGCGUACCACCCGCGCCCAUAGUGGAGAAGGACAACUUUGUGAACCGCGCGCGAGCCCUUGCGCAAGCGCAAACCGCAUCGAACACAGACGGAAGAGGUUUCUUUGCCGACCAAUUCGAGAACGAGUCCAACUGGCGGGCACAUUUCAGUGGCACGGGCCCUGAAAUCUAUGCGCAAUGCGAGGGGAAACUGGAUGCUUUCGUGGCGGGCGCUGGGACUGGGGGUACCAUCUCUGGUGUGGCACUCUUCCUGAAGCCAAAGAUACCGAACUUGCAUGUGGUACUGGCCGACCCUCAGGGAAGUGGCCUGUACAAUAGGGUUCGUUUUGGCGUCAUGUUCGACUACAAGGAGAAGGAAGGCACUAGACGACGGAGACAGGUCGAUACUAUUGUUGAAGGAAUUGGGAUCAAUCGUGUGACGGCGAACUUUGAGGCUGGGAAGGAGCUGGUUAAUGACGCAGUCAGAGUGACGGACGCUCAAGCUUUGGCUAUGGCUAGGUGGCUUGUAGAGAAGGACGGCAUAUUCAUCGGCAGUAGCAGUGCCGUGAACUGCUUCGCGGCAGUGAAGACGGCAAUGAAGUUGGGACCCGGUCACAGGAUUGUGACAGUGCUGUCUGAUUCGGGUUCGAGGCAUCUUUCUAGGUUCUGGGCCAAAGCCGGAGAUGUUGGUGGCGCCGUGGAUACAAAGCUGGAGGAUGUUUUGAACGCGAAGGAAGAGGAAUAUUAG